AUGAUAGAGACCAUCGGCAUGGCUCUGGGCUUCAAACCCUCCGCCUUGCACUCACAUCUCGCCAUGCUCUCAGCAGACCCAUUAUUCCACAUCCCAGUCUGGAUUCAACUUGUGGGAGUCCUGAUCUUACUCGCCUUCGCAUAUCGCAUACUCUACGAGCUUUACUGGUCACCACUCGCUCAGUUCCCCGGCCCAAGGCUCUGGGCCAUCUCUCGCAUCCCCGGCCAGUUGUCCAUGCUCCGAGGAACCAAUCAUCUAGAUAUUACCGCUCUACAUGAGCGGUACGGACCGGUGGUUCGCACUAGCCCGACGGAAAUAGUGUUCAAUGCGCCCGGCGCAUAUCGCGAUAUCUACGGUGCACGGCCGGGGGGAUGUUUUCCGAAAGAUCCAACGCGUUACCUGCCGCCGGCGAAUGGCGUAAACCAUCUCGUGGGUGAGACUGAUCAUGCCACGCAUUCUCGGCAGCAGAAAUUGCUGGCGCCGGCAUUCUCUGAGCGGGCUUUGAGGGAACAGGAACCUCUAAUUACGGGGUAUAUCGAUACGAUGAUUUCCAAGCUGCGGGGCGAGAUUCAAAAGGGUGCUCCAGUGUGUGAUAUCAAGAGCUGGAUGAAUUAUACCACCUUUGAUAUCACCGGGGACCUGAUGUUCGGCGAGUCCUUUGGUUGUCUGAAGAAUAGUCAAUUGCACCCGUGGAUUGACUUGAUUUUCAAGUCAAUCAAGGCGCUGGCAUACGACGGUAUGGCGCGGCAGUUUCCGCUUUUCCACAGCUUGCUGUUUGCACUUGUCUCGAAGCAGAUCAAGCGAAAGGCUGAAGAGCACUUCAACCUUGCUGCUCGUCGAGCGGAUCGGCGGUUGGAGACGAAGACGACGCGGUCGGACUUUAUGUCUGCUAUUUUGCAGAAUGGUCUGAGUGAAUCGAACGAGCAGCACGACGAUGGACCACGGAUGAUGACUCGAGCGGAGAUUCACUCGAAUGCGUUCAUUCUGAUCAUUGCAGGAAGUGAGACUAGCGCAACGCUUUUGUCCGGGUGCAUCUUCUACCUUUGCAAGAAUCCUCGCAUUAUGAGCCAACUCGUCCACGAAAUUCAAUCUACGUUCCAGACAGCUGAGGACAUUACAUGCCGCAGCUCUGCUACACCCCCGUACUUGGCUGCUGUCAUUGAAGAGUCGCUUCGGAUAUAUCCACCUUUUGUGACCAACCUUUCGCGCCUUGUCCCAGCGGGUGGAGCGAGUAUUGAUGGCCAUUUCGUGCCGGAGGGGGCACUCAGUUGUCACCAUUACGCUUCCUAUCACUCCGCCUCGAACUUUGCUCUUCCCAACACCUUUAUCCCGGAACGGUGGCUCGGAAACGACCCCCGCUUCGAUGGCGAUAACAAGGACAUGCUGCAGCCCUUUAGUCUCGGACCGAGAGGUUGUAUAGGAAAGACACUGGCCUAUUGCGAGAUCCGGCUGAUCCUCUGCAAACUGCUGUACAACUUUGAUUUCACCCUGUCUCCCGAGAGCUCUGAUUGGACGAACCAGAAGGUGUAUUACCUUUGGGAUAAACCUGCACUCAAGGUCAAACUACGGGACCGUUUCUCGGAUGGAGAAGAGCAGGAGGAUGCGUAG
Penicillium daleae is the source of this 1608-nucleotide messenger RNA. Its product is annotated as cytochrome P450. The coding region runs from base 1 to 1608 and encodes 535 amino acids. The transcript has 5 exons. Gene Ontology annotation, molecular function: iron ion binding; monooxygenase activity; heme binding. The record is from RefSeq and is a predicted model, not a curated record. NCBI's taxonomy places the organism in Eukaryota, Fungi, Ascomycota, Eurotiomycetes, Eurotiales, Aspergillaceae.